Microthlaspi erraticum is the source of this 438-nucleotide messenger RNA. The record is from the annotation of a GenBank genome assembly. Lineage: Eukaryota; Viridiplantae; Streptophyta; Magnoliopsida; Brassicales; Brassicaceae.
AUGGCUGAAGCUUGGACCUCUCCCAUCUCACCAGCGGAUCCGAUGUUCUAUCUAUAUCAGAGAUUGCGCAGUGCAAAAUUUUGUUGCAAAUCCUUGAAUAGAUCAUCUUUCAGCAAUAUUCAAAACCGAACGAAGGAAGCUUUCCAACAUCUAGAAGAAAUUCAGAGAAGGGUUCUAACUACUCAAAACCAAGCAGUCUUUGAGGAAGAGAAUGCAGCUAGGUUGCUGUGGAUACGACUAGCUGCUGCAGAAGAAUCCUUUUUCCACCAGAAGUCCAGAGUCAGGUGGUUAAAGGAAGGGGAUUCGAAUACGGGUUAUUUCCAUAAGGCGGUCACAGCAAACUUAGCGAGAAAUGUGAUCCAUUACUUGAGGAAUGAGGAAGAUGUCAAGGUGUCGGAUUCUUCACUGCUUAAGAGUAUGGUCUCGGGUUUUAUAUGA